CCCGCCGCCGCCUGCGCGCCCUGCCGCUCCGGGAGCGCGGGUUGCGGGGUGCGGAGAGCCCUCAUGGAGCCCCCGCAGCGCCAGGAGCAAUCUGGUGCUCUGAAAAGGAAGCUCCAGACACCACAUGGAAACCCACCCGUGAAACGAAAAUGUAAAUUAUCCACAAACACCUUCAGGAAGGGUGCCACGGAGGCUGGCAGGAGGGAGGAGGGAAGCUCAUCACAAAAACCUGUUCCUAAGAAGCAGCUGAGCAGCAAACAGAAUGAAAGCCAGAAAAACAAACCUUUCAUCAAGACAUCCAGCCUGUUUAAAAACAACCCAGACAUCCCAGAAAUUCACAGAAAAGAAGUGCAGCAGCUGCAAGAAAAUGUUUUCACUACAGAUUCCUUCAGCCAGCUGGACCUCCACCCACACCUGAUCUCCACAAUAAACACUGUCCUAAACAUAUGCAGCAUGACCAGUGUUCAGAAGCAAACGAUUCCUGUGCUCCUGCAAGGCAGAGAUGCCCUGGUGAGAUCUCAGACUGGUUCAGGUAAAACUCUUGCCUAUGGAAUUCCACUUGUGCAGUCUUUGCAAGGAAUGGAAUCCAAAAUACAGCGCAGUGAUGGCCCCUACGCGCUCGUGCUCGUCCCAACCAGGGAGCUUGCACUCCAAAGUUUUGAUACAAUCCAGAAACUACUUAAGCCAUUUACCUGGAUUGUGCCUGGAGUGCUAAUGGGGGGAGAAAAGAGAAAAUCAGAAAAAGCCAGGUUAAGGAAAGGGAUCAAUAUCCUCAUCUCCACCCCUGGCCGCCUGGUUGAUCACAUCAGGUCCACACAGUGCAUUCAUUUCCGUCGCACUCAGUGGCUGAUCAUCGAUGAGGCAGACAGGAUCCUGGACCUGGGCUUUGAGAAGGAUGUGGCUGUGAUACUGAAUGCUUUAAAUGCUGAGAGAGAGACACGUCAGAAUGUGCUGCUCUCAGCCACCCUCACUGAAGGAGUGACACGCCUGGCUGAUAUCAGCUUGAAUGACCCUGUCAGCAUUUCCAUAGCAGAUGAAAUCCAGAAGGUGCCUGAACCAGCAUCACAAACAGACAGGAAAGCCAGCAGUUCAUCAAACUGCAUGGAGCAGGAAAACUUUGCUGUUCCAGAGACACUCCAGCAGUAUGUCAUGGUGGUCCCCAGCAAACUGAGGCUUGUCACGUUAGCAGCUUUUAUCCUGCAGAAAUGCAAGUUUGAAAAGCGCCACAAGAUGAUCAUCUUUUUCUCCAGCUGUGAACAAGUGGAAUUCUACCAUGAGCUCCUUGCAAAGGUCCUUUCAGGAGGGCCAGAGUCAGAACAACCUGGACAUUCACCCCUCUCCUCUGUGAGCUUGCAUUUUCUACGUCUGCACGGUGACAUGGAACAGGAAGAAAGGACAGAGGUCUUCCAGGAAUUCCUAAAAUCCAAGACUGGCAUCUUGCUUUGCACUGAUGUAGCAGCACGGGGGCUGGACCUGCCUCAAGUGACCUGGAUUGUACAGUACAACGCUCCGGCUUCACCUGCGGAAUACAUCCACCGGAUCGGGAGGACGGCGCGCAUCGGCUGCCGCGGGAGCAGCCUGCUCGUGCUGGCUCCUUCAGAGGCAGGAUAUGUCAGCUUGCUGGCUUCUCACAAGAUUAAUGUUUCAGAGCUGAAGAUGGAGAAGGUGUUGGCCACCCUGAUGAAGGAUGAUCGCUUCAGGGUGCACAGACCAGGGAGCAGGAAAUCCUGUGGCAAGAACCCUCAGGAAGUCCGGGAGAGAGCCACGGUCCUGCAGACAAAAUUUGAAAAUCUCGUCCACUCCAGCGAGGGGACUGUCCGGUGGGCCAAGAAAGCACUGCAGUCUUUCCUUUGUGCCUAUACCACCUAUCCCAAGGAGCUCAAGCACAUCUUCCACAUCAAAUCUCUCCACCUGGGUCAUGUGGCCAAGAGCUUUGGGCUGAGAGAUGCCCCCCAGAACCUGACUGCUCUUCCAACUGCAGCCUCAAAGAGGAAAACCAAAGCAAAGCCAAAAAGGUCUGAGCUGCUCAAGAAGACCCACAGCAAACGUCGCCUUGCUGAGCUCCUGUGCUCUGAAUAUUCCAGUGGGAUGGACACUGCUGGGGCCAAGGUCAAGAAGAAGAAGAAAAAGCAGAGGAAAGCUGGCAACCAGCAGAUUCCAACAUAAGCCAGGCCCUUCCAGUCUCCGUGGCUGUAAAAGCUGCUGGAGUGCCUCAGCCGGGGGUCAGGGUGACCUGCCAAAGCAGCUGAGGAGUGUUUCCAUUUAUCAGGCAAGUGUGGGAGGGAUCCUGGGGAUCUUGGCCUCCUCCCCUUCAUUCCAUAGGUCCAAGUGGGAUGGAAUCUGGGCGUGUCCUGGUGUACUGCUGCAGUUCAAUGUGGCCUCCUGAAGAUGCACCGUGUUCCUGGGAUGGUUUUUUAGCAAGGAAAAUAAAAAAAGGUUAAAUGUGAUUUUCAGAGAAAUGUGAUGUGUGUGCAACAUAAAAGUGAGACAAGUUUGGGCAGGCAGGAGAUGCUUUUGUGUUUUAGGAGCACUCCCCAAUCCCUUCACUUGCUGUUUCCAGCCAGGUAAACGUGGCAGGGAGGAGCACCAUGGAGAGGGGAAUGUGCCCUGUGCCCUGUCACUGCACAGGGAGCACUCCUGCUCCUGUCUCAGGUAAUGAAUCCACACUGCUGCCCCCUCCUCUCGUGUCCCUGUGCACUGAGCAGGGUCUGUCCCUGGUCACUGUUAGGCACAAUUGGCACCUGCAGGGAUGCCAGUGGCAGGACUGUGGAGAACUCCUCAGUGCAGUGACACAGAGUCCCUUUGGGCAGAGCUCAUGGGCACAGAGCUCCUGGGGACAAACUUUGUCACUGUGGGAAGGAGCCAGAGUGGAACCCAGCAGUCUCCAAACUUCUCCUUGCCUGCAGCACGUUGUCAUUCCUGAUUAUGUAACACACAGGGAGUCUGAGAUGUCUCACCUCUCUGAACAUUAAAGCCUUUGCAGGUUCUUGCAAACCCUUGCCAGUCAUGACCCAGCCUUUUGGGGUUCUCUGCCUUGUCUGGGCCUGUUUGGGCUAAUGGAUUCCACUUCUUGUUUUUCCCAUUUGCCAUCCUUCUUGUUCCCAUCAGAGAACUGGGACUCUGGGAAAAGGGAUGGCCCCAGUGUGCUGAGCCUGGCACUUGUUCACCACAGUCUGUGAAAUUAAACCUAAACUUUCCCAUUCUGAGUGGGAAAGUGCCCCAAAACCUGCAGGAGAUUUCAGGUGAGCACCCACCUGUCCCUCCCUCUGCUCCUUGAGCACAAGCACCAAGCAGGGCAGGGGUGAGAACAGCACAAACCCAGCCAAAACACAACUUUGUGCUCCCUGCAUGUGUCUUCCUCGAGGAAAGGGAGGAGGAAGAGCAGCCCACCAUGACCUGAGCCAGGCAUGUUUUAUGCAGGAGCAGAAAGUGCUCUAAGAGUGGCAAUUUCAGACGUCAGAAGGAAGAAAAGUACUGAAAAGGGACUAUAAACAGAUGAAAAUGAUGCCUUGUAAAUGCAGAAUUGAGGGCACCUACUUUGGGCUCUAGUGAGUCAUACAAAGGAUUGUAGGAGAGCAGCAAUCAGCCCCAAAGUAUUUAAUUUCUGAAGUGAAGGUAACUUUUGAAACCAGAAUUUUUCUUUCCUCCCAGGCAAUUAUUAAACACUUCCAUUUCACUGCAAUACUUUUUUCAACACUUCUGAAAGAUGACAGAAAGGCUCCAGUAUCAAAUCAACCAUGAUUUUUCAGAGAGAAUGAAGUUACAAACAUUUACUAGAUUAAAAUAAAAUAACAAAGCCCACCUGAUUUAGUUAUGAGAACUAUUUGGAAGAGCAAUCAGGUUUAAGGCAAAUGUCAACUUCAACAGAAAAGAAACCCCUGAGGAUGAAAAUGACUCAGAAUGAUGCAGAGAGUGCAAGUUUGGGAAUGAUCUUGUGCAUGAAGGGAAAGUACAUGACCUUCUCCUGGCUGACUGUCACGCAGGAAUUAAUAGGGACUAUUGGCAAAUUCAUAAGAGUAGGAAAAAGCCAACAGCACAUGGGUGAGAGACAUCAGGAGAUCUCAUUGCUGCCUGGAUUAACUGGGCAUGAAACAGUACAAAUGGUUAUGAUGAAUAAAGUGAUUUUUAAAAAAUAUCAGAGUGCCUU
This is a messenger RNA of Zonotrichia leucophrys gambelii, 4147 nucleotides long. It is a transcript of the gene DDX31, whose product is annotated as DEAD-box helicase 31. Bases 64 to 2166 code for a protein of 700 amino acids. Gene Ontology annotation, biological process: ribosome biogenesis. Gene Ontology annotation, cellular component: nucleus. Gene Ontology annotation, molecular function: RNA helicase activity; ATP binding; nucleic acid binding. The transcript has 20 exons. The record is from RefSeq and is a predicted model, not a curated record. NCBI's taxonomy places the organism in Eukaryota, Metazoa, Chordata, Aves, Passeriformes, Passerellidae.